Strongylus vulgaris is the source of this 395-nucleotide messenger RNA. NCBI's taxonomy places the organism in Eukaryota, Metazoa, Nematoda, Chromadorea, Rhabditida, Strongylidae. The record is from the annotation of a GenBank genome assembly.
AUGGCAAAACGUCGCAACAUCACAACUAUUUCUGAAAUGAAGCAAUUUUUGAGAAAAAAAGAAGAAGAUCAAAUGAUUUAUAUUCAUGUGGAUAGAAACGAGCCAUCGCUAUCCGGUGUAGGACCAAAAGAAUUGUGUAAAACCUUUCUAAAACAAUUCAAGCCAAUUGCUGUCGUGCUGAAGAAAAUGUGCGUGAAAUCAGGCAACAGUUCUUUGCAUCAGGUGGAUAGAAACGAGCCAUCGCUAUCCGGUGUAGGACCAAAAGAAUUGUGUAAAACCUUUCUAAGACAAUUCAAGCCAAUUGCUGUCGUGCUGAAGAAAAUGUGCUUGAAAUCAGGCAACAGUUCUUUGAAUCAGGUAAGGAACAUCCCUAUUUCUUUUGAACUCUAUUAAAA